AAUCCUCCUCACCCGAGAACUGGGAGUGAAGAGCAACGAAUCCUUUUCACCGCCAGAGGAGGAGGGAGUGUCUACGUUUCUUCUCCUGGAAUUCGGGCUAGGCUUUCUUUGGUUUCCCGGUCACCGGCGAAGGAUCUUCUGCCAAAAGUCGGGUGUUCUUCAUCGCCUGACAAGAUGACGGAGGCGAUGAUAAGGAAGAAACCCGGGAUGGUGAGCGUCAAGGAGAUGCCCGUCCUGCAGGACGGUCCCCCGCCGGGAGGUUUCCCUCCGGUGCGAUACGCUCGCCGGAUUCCCAGCAAGGGACCGAGCGCGGUGGCGAUCUUCCUCACCGCCCUUGGGGCGUUUUCUUGGGGAAUGUAUCAGGUCGGCAAGGGCAACAAGAUCCGGAGGGAGCUCAAAGAAGAAAAAUAUGCUGCUCGCAGAGCUCUAGUUCCUGUGCUUCAAGCAGAAGAAGAUGAAAGGUUCGUGAAAGAAUGGAAGAAGUACCUAGACGAGGAAGCUAGAAUCAUGAAAGAUGUUCCUGGCUGGAAGGUUGGUGAGAAUGUCUACCACUCAGGAAAAUGGAUGCCACCUGCUAGCGGUGAACUCCGUCCGGAAGUCUGGUGAGUAUGCUGCUUGGGUGAACUUAAGCUUUGUCCUUACGUGGAACGAACCAUCGACCGUAUUGAUGUUCCCUUGCUAAGGAGGUGGUUAGGACUUCGGGCAAGUGAACCUUUAUUUACCCCUUUUUGAGGCAAUGGAUUUGUCCUAUUAAUAAUAAUGUGUUGUGGAGAAUGUUUCAAGUGAUCA
Molecule: messenger RNA, 789 nt
Organism: Nymphaea colorata (pocket water lily)
Lineage: Eukaryota; Viridiplantae; Streptophyta; Magnoliopsida; Nymphaeales; Nymphaeaceae
Product: NADH dehydrogenase [ubiquinone] 1 alpha subcomplex subunit 13-B
Exons: 3
Coding region: 175-606 (143 amino acids)
Source: RefSeq, a predicted model, not a curated record